UUAAUAAUAUAUCAUAUGUUUAAGGUUCUUCUGUUUUCAUUUCUUGUAAAUAAAUCGUUCCAACAAGAUACACUUGAAUGUGUCAAGGAAACAACAAAGUGCGUUAUUACCGAUAACAGGAGUAGAUAUUUCCGAUGCCCAUCCACUGGACUAUACGAUAACAGUACUCUCAGUACCAAUACGUAUGACUGUCCAACGGAAAAUUCAGAAAAAUUGUUUUGUUUUAACUCUGUAACAACUGGCAAAAAAGCAGAUAGUGACAUUGUUGGAAACACUGGACCUUGCCUUCAACUUACGUGCCUUUCGUCAGGAAUAUUUGCAGCUGGAUCGAUAAAUGUGGGAGCAUGCGGAACAUACUAUGCGUGUAGAGCAACUGGAGAGCUUCCUGUGUUAAUUGAUUGUAGUGCUGGGCAGCACUUUAACAGUGCCACCCUGAGGUGCGAACCAGCAUCAUCUGCAGGAUGCGAUCCUGCGUUCUCCACAACACAGCCACCAGUUGAAAGCCCCCAAAGCACAACGCCUGCGGCACCUAUCUGCGGUGGUCCUGGCAAAUUUGCUGAUCCCACUAACUGCCGCCAAUAUUACUCAUGUGGACCGUUUGCCCGGGAACCGAAGCUUAAGAAAUGUUUGGGCAAUCUACGCUUUGAUGAGGCCAUAGGUCGAUGCAAGCGAAAUGCUGACUGUGGAAGUAGACCAGAUGGAGAUCUAGUAACUCAAGAUUACUGAGCUUAUAGAGAACGGGGAUUAA
This is a messenger RNA of Cloeon dipterum, 748 nucleotides long. RefSeq lists its product as uncharacterized. The transcript is spliced from 2 exons. Lineage: Eukaryota; Metazoa; Arthropoda; Insecta; Ephemeroptera; Baetidae. Gene Ontology annotation, cellular component: extracellular region. Gene Ontology annotation, molecular function: chitin binding. The record is from RefSeq and is a predicted model, not a curated record. The coding region runs from base 16 to 726 and encodes 236 amino acids.